UUGCAGGCAUACAUAAGGAUUGGAUCCAGUAGAUGUGGUGGCUCGUUGGUUAAUCGGUAUCACGUGGUCACCGCCGGUCAUUGUGUAGCAAGAGCGUCAGCCAGACAGGUCCAGGUGACUUUGGGCGAUUAUGUAAUAAACUCUGCAGUGGAACCAUUACCAGCUUACACGUUUGGAGUUAGAAAAAUCAGUGUUCAUCCGUAUUUCAAGUUCACUCCACAGGCGGACAGAUUCGACGUAGCAGUUCUAAGAUUGGAUCGACCAGUACAGUACAUGGCUCAUAUUGCACCGAUUUGUUUGCCAGAAAAAGGCGAGGAUUUCCUGGGUCAAUUCGGUUGGGCGGCUGGAUGGGGUGCAUUGCAAGCUGGUUCAAGAUUGAGGCCAAAAACGUUGCAAGCAGUGGAUGUGCCAGUCAUCGACAACAGAUUAUGUGAGAGGUGGCAUAAAUCAAAUGGAAUCAAUGUUAUUAUCUAUGAUGAAAUGAUGUGUGCAGGAUACAGAGGCGGUGGAAAGGAUUCAUGUCAGGGUGACUCAGGAGGACCUCUGAUGAUGGAGAGAACAGGACGAUGGUACUUGAUAGGAAUCGUCUCAGCUGGUUACUCUUGUGCUCAAAGAGGGCAACCUGGUAUUUACCACAGGGUAGCUCACACAGUCGAUUGGAUAUCAUACAUCAUCAAUUCAUAGAAAACAGAGAAAUCUUUCCUCGAUCCAAACCACCUCAAAACUUCGCUUGACUAAACAUUUUUGUACCGUGUUUUAGUCAAGGAAAACACUUAAUGAAGUCUAGAAGUCAUUGACAUCACCCUGACAACGUUCAAUGGGUGAAUCACUUCAUCAAGCAAUGCGAUGUUAUCAAGAUUGUGUUUAAACCAAAUAUUGCCAGGAAUGCUUAGAGAAAGUUUGAAUACAUUGUUUUCUGCAAAAUAGUGAAGUGCCGGAUAUAUUUAAUAGAAUUGUCUUCGAAUGCUUUCGAGAGAGUUAGAAUACAAUUUGUUUUCUGUGAAAUAGUGAACUGCCGGAUAUAAAUUCAAGAGAAUUGUUUCCCGAUUUUUCCACAUUUGAAGGAUUAGAAAAGAAUGAACUAUCUAUCCUAAAUGGUAUCUUGAUUCCAUGACCAAUGAUGCAUCCGGAAAACUGAAGAACUUUACAUAAAUAAGUCAAACAUGGGUAGAAUUAUCAAAUUUUUUAAUCAUUGAUUCAUAAUGAUUAGGUACUCAUGCUUCUAUGAUUCUCAAGCUCCGAGAAAGCCUCAAGUUCUUUCUAAAGCAGAAUAUAUACUUUAAUAUUAAUUUAUUUAUCUUAUAGUGUAGAACGACGGGAUUACAUUGAAUCUCAUAAAAUUUCUGAUGGUAGGAAUUUGUAUAGGAUAAUACUGUAUCUUGUAAUCAAUGUUUCCCUCAUUACUAUGAGAAUUCGAUAGAAUUUUUACUUUGAACAGAACAAAUCCUCUCUGUAUAUGGUAAAGUGACAGAUCAUCUCUAAUCAUCUCUUUAAUUUAAAAAAAACUUUAUUUCGACAUAAAACUGUAAUUUUAAAGCUUUGAUCCCAUAAGGUGAAUGAUAACCUCACUUGUCCACCGAUAAGAAGAUAUAAGAUUUUUUUGAAUAUAAACAUAUUGAUAAAACAUUUAUUUGAUAACAUAUCCCAAAAGGGAUUCUCAAGUCCAGGACCAUUCAAUAUAGCCUAAAAGUUGUGAAUAAUUGUUAUAAAUAUAGCAGUUAUACAGCAGCGCCAUUCUCCAUAAAUUAUGAACACCAACAGGUGAUUGUUAGAUUUCCAUAGUAAAUGUGGAUUUGAAAACUGGUGUCUAACUGACUACAAAAAAGACUAUUUAUAAUGAUCGCAUCAAAUAGACCAAACAAUUUUUCCAUACAAAUAGACCAAUCAAUUUUUCCAUAAUUUAUUGAAUUCAACUCACAUCUUCAUUUUCAAUUCUCUUAGUUUAUUUGUAAAGAUAACGCUCAAGAGGAUAUUGUAAGACUCUUUCUUUUAUAUUGUGUAGAAAUCUUGCAAAGUAUAAUAUUUCUCAGUCUCAGUUCAAUAGAGGUAGCUGGAAGCAGCAGAUUAAAACAUCAUCCUAUUAUUAUAGGUUGUAAUUGCAUAGAAUUAAUUCUAUGCAAAAACUCUGAAUAAUAAUCACCAAUAAGACUCUUAAUAUCUGAACAUUUAUACCAAUAUUCACUACAGAUUUAAAAAGAAAUGCUUGACCCACCCAUUUGAACGCUUUAAAAAUAAUGGAACCCAAUUUUAUAUUCGUCUCUAGUUUGAGGGACAACAAAAUCGGUGCAGAUAUUUUUUCUACGUUUUAAGAUUUUGAGUGAGAGUUACUUGAUAUCCACCUGACCGUACCGAUACACCUGCGUUUUUGCCUGUAUUUAAUGUUUGUUUAUACCAAAGACUGUGUGAUUUUGAAACUUUGCGUGGAGUGGGUACUAAACUAUCUGAACUCUCCUUCAUUGACGAGCUCUAUGAGCUGGUACGAUACAGGUAAUUCCAUAACUAUGGGCAGAUUUUGAAAUGUUCAAAUUUUUGGAAUAAUUUUAUUUUUUGUAAUUUAUAUGCGUAAUAUUUGUACAUUAUUUGUUGUAAAAAGCCAUAAAAUUUCGAUUGAAAAUCUA
This is a messenger RNA of Nilaparvata lugens (brown planthopper), 2618 nucleotides long. Its product is annotated as serine proteinase stubble-like. The record is from RefSeq and is a predicted model, not a curated record. The transcript is spliced from 4 exons. Gene Ontology annotation, biological process: proteolysis. The annotation marks the transcript as partial. Gene Ontology annotation, molecular function: serine-type endopeptidase activity. Lineage: Eukaryota; Metazoa; Arthropoda; Insecta; Hemiptera; Delphacidae.